AUGUCACAAUCAUAUCUUUCCCCAGCAGAGUAGCUAGCUAGUCGCUAUAUUUAGCAAGAUCCAACGUUCAGACGUCUAUCUAGCAACGUUCAAUCGUCGAAGGAUGGAAAACCAUGGCGCUGUCGCCGCCGGCGGCAACGCAGAGGCAGAGGAGACGUCGUUCAUGACCGCGCAGGAGCUCAUAACCACGCACAUCGUCUCCAUGACCCUGAAGGCGGCGAUGGAGCUCGGCCUCAUUGACGCGCUCGCGGAGGCGCCCGCAGGCCGCGCGCUUACGGCGGGCGAGCUGGUCGCGCGGCUGCGUCUGCGUCUGCCGCAAACAACGCCGAUCGAUCAGAUGGCGGCCGCGGUGGACCGGAUGCUGCGGUUCCUCGUGUGCCACGGCGUGGUGAGGUGCGCCACGGAGGAGGAGGAUGAGGGAGCGGGGCCGGGCGGCGCGGCGGUCCGGCGGUACGCGCCGGCGCCGGUAUGCCGGUGGCUCUCCAGCAACCAAGGCGAGGGGACGCUGGCUCCCCUGGCGAUGUUCGGGUUCAAGAACGCUAUCCUGAUGCCCUGGCACCAUUUGGCGGAGGCGGUGCUGGAGGGCGGGGUCGCCUUCGAAAUGGCCCACGGGAUGCCGGCUUUCGAGCACAUGGGGAAGAACCCUCAGCUGAACGCACUAUACAACCAGGCCAUGUCCCGGCUGUCAGCGCUCGUCUGUGACAAGCUGCUCGAGCGCUUCACCGGGUUCGACGGUAUCGGCGUCCUCGUCGACGUCGGCGGCGGCGUCGGCACCGUUCUGGGGAUGAUUACCUCCUGGUACAAGCACAUCAAGGGCAUCAACUUCGACCUUCCUUUCGUCGUCAGCCAGGCAAAACCAAUACCAGGCGUGGAACACGUAGGCGGGAACAUGCUCGACUAUGUCCCGGCCGGCGACGCCGUCUUUAUGAAGUCGGUGCUGCACCUGCUGAGCGACGAGGACUGCGUGAAGCUGCUCAAGAACUGCCACCGGGCGAUCCCGGACAACGGUAAGGUGAUCGCCAUGGAGGUGGUCCUGCCGGCGACCCCGGCUGAGACGCAGGCUGGGCGCUUCCCGUUCCUCUUCGACAUGAUCUGCCUGCUCAACAGCCUAAAGGGAGGGAAGGAGAGGACGGAGCGGGAGUUGACCAUGCUCGCCAGGGACGCCGGCUUCCACGGCGCCGUCCGGUCCACCGUCGUCUUCGGGGGUUACUGGGCGCUCGAGUUCACCAAGUAGCAGCCAGCGCGCCACCUAGCUGCACGUACGCAUGGAUGCUAUCUACUUUCUCGACAGGUUCAUUUGUGAGGUUGCUAGUGUCUACAUGUAUGCAUGUAUCCCAUUGAAUAAGCUAGCCAAGCGGCCGGCCGACAUGUAUAUGUAUGUACGUGUUUAUUCACAAGAUUUGUCCAAUUCAUUGUUCGAAUAAUAGCACUUUUAGAUUUAAUUUAA
This is a messenger RNA of Phragmites australis (common reed), 1447 nucleotides long. RefSeq names its product probable inactive methyltransferase Os04g0175900. The transcript has 4 exons. The record is from RefSeq and is a predicted model, not a curated record. Gene Ontology annotation, molecular function: S-adenosylmethionine-dependent methyltransferase activity; O-methyltransferase activity; protein dimerization activity. Lineage: Eukaryota; Viridiplantae; Streptophyta; Magnoliopsida; Poales; Poaceae. Gene Ontology annotation, biological process: methylation. The coding region runs from base 104 to 1234 and encodes 376 amino acids.